Messenger RNA from Stegodyphus dumicola, 2397 nucleotides. RefSeq lists its product as uncharacterized. NCBI's taxonomy places the organism in Eukaryota, Metazoa, Arthropoda, Arachnida, Araneae, Eresidae. The record is from RefSeq and is a predicted model, not a curated record.
AUGAAUUCCACCACGACAAAAAUAAGACCGGUUUUCGAUGGAUCCGUAAGAACUAAAGGAUCACCUUCCGUAAAUGACUGUUUGGAAAAGGGUCCAAAUUUGAUUGAUACUGUUCCAGCUAUAAUAAAUAGAUUUCGACUGGGAAAAAUUGGCGUGAGCGCUGAUAUUAAGAAGGCUUUUCUGCAGAUAGCACUUAAUCCUAAAGACAGAGAUUAUUUAAGAUUUUUAUGGUGGGAACAGGGAAAUUCUGAGCGUUUGAAAAUAUACAGGCAUAGAAGAGUGGUCUUUGGAAUAACCAGCAGUCCAUUUCUCUUAAAUGCAACACUAACGAAAUUAAUGAAUGAAGUACCAGAAAAUUAUCGUGCGAGUGCUAAUAAAUUAGUAGAAUCCUGGUACGUUGAUAAUUUAGUUACAAGUGUGAAUGAUGAAUCAGAAUUAAAGAAGUUAAAAAAUGAUGCCACUGAAAUUUUGGCAAGUGCUAAAUUUGAAUUACAAGAGUGGGCAUAUAACUAUCCUCGAAAUAAAAGGGAUGCAUUUGUUGUUGAACCCAUUUUAGAACAGUCGAAGCUUGAUAAAUUAAAUGAGAAUGAGUUUUUCGAUGAUCCUUUUCAAGCACGAUCUAGAGUUGCUCCUCUAAAACCCACAUCAAUUUGUAGACUAGAAUUAUUAGCUUGUGUUGUUGGUGCAAGAUUAAUGAAAUCUAUAAAACAAGAUUUGAAGGAAGAAAAUAUACCUACGUUUUAUUGGACAGAUUCAAGGAACACAUUGUACUGGAUUAAGAAUGAAGAAAAUUGGGGUGUAUUUGUUAUGAAUAGAGUGAAAGAAAUACGAGCUCUUACUAAUCCUGAUGCAUGGAAUUAUGUUCCUGGCAACUUGAAUCCUGCGGAUAUUCCGUCAAGAGGAUGUUCUGUUGAAACUAUUAAAGCCAAAAGAUGGCAUGAAGGUCCAGCAUGGUUGAAGUUGAAUCCAGACUGUUGGCCUACUUGUGAUAUUUCUCCUGACAAAGAUAUGAUUGAUCGAGAAAGAAGAAAAACAGUUGUAUCCUCGUUAACAAAUGUAGAUGAAGAAUUUUCGCAUUUCUCACGAAUUUCUUCUUUUGAGAAAAUAAUUAGAGUUACAGCCUGGAUAAAAAGGUAUAUUGAUAACUGCAGAGAUAAAAACAGAACAACGUCAAAGAACUUAGAAAUCGAAGAAUUGAAUGCAGCUGAAGUCCUUGUUUGGAAAAUUGUGCAAAGGGUCUCCUUUAAAACAGAAAAGGAUAAACGCUUACGAAAUUUAAAACCAUUUGUUGAUUCAUCUGGUCUUUUAAGAGUAAAGUCAAGAAUAUUAAUGAGACAAGACUUCGAAAAUUUUAGAACACCUGUAAUCCUACCUCCUGAACAUCCAGUUGUCUCUAAACUGAUUAUGGAAAAACAUGAACAACAAAUGCAUUGCGGAACUCAGACUUUAAUGGCAAUGCUACGAGAAAAUUUCUGGAUUUUGAAAAGUCGUAAAACUAUUCGUAAAGUGUUGAAAAACUGCACUAAAUGUAGAAGAUUUGAUUCGAGGCCCUCCACGGUACAAUCCGCACCUUUGCCAAAGGACCGUGUUAAAGAUUCUUCUAUUUUUGAAGUGACAGGUAUCGACUUAGCUGGCCCUUUGUUUUUAAAAAAUGGAUCGAAAACGUGGAUCGUUUUAUUUACAUGUGCUGUAUACAGGGCAAUUCAUCUUGAACUUUUAACGUCUUUGUCAACAGAUAACUUUUUAUUGGCUUUCCGACGUUUUAUAGCACGCAGAGGAAGACCUGAAAUUGUCUACACUGAUAACGGUAGUAAUUUUAUUGGUACAAAUUCGCUCUUAAAAAUGAUUGACUGGGAUAAACUUAUUAAAAAUCAUGUUGUCAACCGCAUUAAGUGGAAAUUUAUCCCACCAGCUUCUCCCUGGUGGGGUGGAUUUUGGGAAAGAAUGAUUGGCCUGAUGAAAAACAUUCUCAGAAAAGUUUUAGAGAAAUAUGUUAAACUAUCGGUUGGAGACAUUGUGUUAAUAGAAACACCUGAGAAAAGAAUUAAGUGGCCUCUAGGAAAAAUUAUAACACUCAUCCCAGGAAAUGAUGGCGUAGUUCGUUUAGUAAAAUUACGCACCAAAAGUGGCGAAAUCCUUCGACCCAUACAACGAAUUUAUCCGUUGGAAGUCCAUUUACAAACGGAUAAUAUAGGAGACUGUUUGAGAAAGAAGCAUUCUGAUCAAAAUUUGUGUGAUAAGCCUACAACUUCUAUUGGAUCUACAGAGUUUCGUGCCACUGACAAAGAUCAGUCAAAUGAACUCAAUCAAAAUCCCCUCAAAACAACUAGAUGUGGACGAGUGAUUCGAACUCCUGAACGAUUAAACCUCAUGAACUUUCAACCAGACUGUGGCUGA